UGGUUCUGCUGAAAGCCCAAAUGGUCUUCUUACAUUGGAGAAAUAGAACUUCUGUGGGCCUUGACUUUAUCCAGGUUCUAUAUCUAACUUCAGAUCACUAAUCUUGAAGGAAAACAACUUAGGAUUUUUCAGUAUUCUCAUUGUUAACCAAGAAAUAGGCAAUUUUUUUUGAAAAUGGAUAAGAAAAUAGUUGAGAAUCUUGGGUCUGAUGUUAGCAAGCACUUUAAGGAGCUGGCUCUGGAUCAACAGUACUUGAAGAGGUGCCUGGGAUCCUGCUUAGCUCAGGCACUUGCUGAGGUGGUUCGGCGUCGACCAUCGGAUCCGAUAGAAUUCCUGGCAUAUUGGCUUUAUGAUUAUAGGAGAAAGAUUAAUGAAAAAGAGGAGAAAAUGAUAGAGAAGCUUCAUCUGGAAGAGGAGAAAAAUCAAAAUGAAAUGGAACUGCAAAUAGCAGAACAACUGAAGGCAGAAGAAAUUGAGUUCGAGAUGAAACAUAAAGAAUUUCAAAGAAAAACAUCUAUAGAGACUUUCCCAACACCACGAAGUCAUGGAAUGUCAGAAAAGAUUGGAUCCUGGACAUUACCCACUCUAGAAGAAUUAGAUGAACCUUUACUAGUCCUUAGUAAAGAAAAUAUUACAAUGCAAAAAGAGUGGAUCCCUGAAGAACAUACUGACAGUGAUGCUCAACAGGACAACACCAAACAUGACAAAGCUGAACAUGACAAAACCGAACAUGACAAUACUACUACAGACACUACGAAUCUUUUCUGAGAUGCAACUAUCCAAGUCAAAAGCUGGAAUUUCCCUGCCCUUGAUCAAAAGGGGGUGGAUGGAUCCAGUGCCCCAAAUGGAAAAACAAGCCUCAACUUUGCAUCCUCCUAGUCAUCAAUAUAUCCUUAUUUUUAUGAUAGAAGUAAUAAAACAUAUUUUUUUGUGUUGAAAA
Monodelphis domestica (gray short-tailed opossum) is the source of this 940-nucleotide messenger RNA. RefSeq names its product DPY30 domain containing 2 (gene DYDC2). Lineage: Eukaryota; Metazoa; Chordata; Mammalia; Didelphimorphia; Didelphidae. The record is from RefSeq and is a predicted model, not a curated record. Gene Ontology annotation, cellular component: Set1C/COMPASS complex.